GAAAUAUUAAAUAUAGAAGAUAGGCUUUUCUGUACGUUUGUACAUUUUUUUUGCCAUAACGUGACAAAGGGGGCUCUCUGAAAGAUGUUUCUUUGGUGGAAACAAAAGUCCUGAUAAGUAACUGGUGAGUUACAGUCAAUUGCACCUUGAAUGAAAGGCGAGUUGAUGGCCAUGGCUCAGUAGACUAAGUAGCUCUAAUGCUGUCAAAUACGGAAGGGUGAAUAGAACUAAUGGAAACAAUUCUCUGGGACCCUGCAGACCUUUUGAUCUGCGUGGUUAUUAUUUGUGACGAACCAAACCCGGCCACGUUAGGCUCAGCGGCAGCACCCACCGGUCCACCCGAAAUCGGCCCGCUCAGCAAGCACACUGGGUGACGACUCAGCUUCCCUGGUGACGGGGCAGACCGACACCCCGCCCCUGGGUGGGCCUGCCUCCCUCAGCGGUCGCUGCUGCCAUGUUGCUGGAUGAGGCUGUUCAGUCGAUGGGUGGAAUUGGGCCACGCCAGGUGUACCUGGUUUCCUUGCUGACCUUGCUACAGCCACCCACAGGAAAACAAAGAAAUACAAGAGAGUCCAUAGAAUGCUAUACACAACAAAGUUUGACAAGGAUCAGUGUUCAAAAGGAGACACAUUGAGCAGGUAGUAAAAAAUAAACAAUAAUAUGUAGAACAUGAGCCGCAGAGUCUCCAAAACUGAAUGCACAGUUGACUGAAGCUGGUCCCAGAGCCCCCUGGUAACAGGGCAACAACAGCUCCUGAACCUGGUGACAUGGGGAAACGAGACUCUUGCGCAUACCACAUGGCAUUCCUGAGAGUCAAGUUCACUAAGUCCUUCAAAAAAUCUAAAAUUGUAAAACCGUUAGUUCUGUUUUGAGCAGGACUUGUACUUACAGGGAAAGUUGUUUAUCUUUGUAACAUCGAUAUGAGACUUGGAACUCGUUCUUUCUACUGUUAUCAACUAGCUAUCCACCCAUAACCUGUGUCCUUCAUUAAAAUGCAAUUUGUUUAGUCUCUCUUGUUGUGACAUCAUUUACACUUCUCACCGAUGUGAUUUUAUUCAGAUAUUAUAUAUAAGCACACCAAAUGUUAGUUAAAAUUUAAAUUAAGGGGAACCAUAGGUGCUUGUUGGAAACAACAAGGGAAUAAACUGCAAGGCCUGAUUGUGAUAUUGCUGCAAAUAUGUUUUAUUUUAAUUCUGUCUUCAGUUGUAUAACUGUAACUAUGAUGUAUGCAGACUGGAGAACCUUUGAAUAGUUUUAAGUUUGGGCUGAGACCCUUCAUAUGUCCCGAUGAAGGGUCUCAGCCAUAAAUGUCAACUGUUUACUAUUUUUCAUAGAUGCUGCCUGACCUGCUGAGUUCCUCUGGCAAUUUGUGUGUUGCGUUAGAUUUCUAGCAUCUGCAGGUUUUCUUGUGUCUAUCUGCUGGAAGUCUGUGUUUCUUGCUAGGUCCUGACGUUGGCUAUGCUCACUUUCUGUUGUAUAUUUGUCCAGAUUUUUACUGCCAAUCAUUUCGUCUUAAUGACCAUAAUUGGAGCAUCACCAACUUUUCAUUGGGAUUUCGGGCCGCUUUCAUCUAAUCAGAGCCAAGGUAACACCACAACCAAUGAGAUUCAGCAGUUUAAGGAUUGGCUUAAAGUGACGAAUGAAAGUGAGAUUCGAAAACAUGUUCAUUUUGAUCCUGGUUUCUCAUCUGUUAUUACUGAGUGGCUCCUCAUUGGAGAUGACUCGUACAAAAUCAGUCUGGCCAAUUCAGUAUAUUUCUUUGGUGUUUUGAUUGGUGUUGUUAUCUUUGGACAAAUUUCUGAUCGAUUUGGAAGGAAGAAAACUUAUUUGACAGGUCUUACACUUGAUAUCAUUUUUGGUAUUGCAAGUGGAAUUGCUCCAACAUACCAACUGUUUUUGGUAUCACGUUUCCUUGUUGGUGUGACUAAUGGAGGAAUGGGAUUGGUGUCCUUUGUUCUACUUCAAGAAUAUUUGGCUGUUUCUUAUUGGGCAAUGGCUGGUUCACUACAGAACUUCUCAUUUGCUAUUGGAAUUUCUCUGUAUGCGUUGAUUGGGUACUUUAUUCGAUCAUGGAGGAUACUGGCUAUUGUGAUCAAUAUUGAAGGAGUACUUAUUCUGCUGCCAUCUUUAUGUUUUCCAGAAUCUCCACGUUGGCUGAACGCUCAAGGAAGAUCGAGUGAAGCACAGCAUAUCCUUGAAACCUUCGCUAAAAAGGAUGGGCAUCUGAGGCGUGUUAGUCUAAAGUCACCAACCACUCAAAGUGGUGCUGAAACAGCUAGUAUUUUUGACCUUCUCCGACAUCAAGUUCUCUUGAGGCGAACACUAAUAUUAAUGUUUGUAUGGUUAGUAUGCAGUCUAGUGUACUAUGGUCUGACUCUAAGUGCAGGUGAUCUUGGUGGCAAACUAUAUCUAAACGUAGCGCUAUCUGGAUUGGCAGAGUUGCCAUCAUAUCCUAUAUGUCUCUUUCUCUUGAGUCAUACUUGGUCAGGUCGCAGACGAACACUAGCAGGAUUCCUGUUUGUGGGAGGUACAGCUUGCCUUAUCAUCAUAUUGCUUCCAGAAAAUAAAGGCAUCUUAUCUUCCAUUAGCAGACAAAUUUCCUUCAUUCUGGGUAAACUAUCUGUAAGUGCUGCAUUUAAUGUGGCCUACAUCUUUUCUUCUGAGCUCUUUCCCACCUCAGUCAGGAAUGUUGGAAUGGGGAUCUGUUCCAUGUCUUCUAGAAUUGGUGGGAUCAUUGUGCCCUUUGUUCCGUCACUGAAAGUCAUUCAGUCGUCGCUGCAGUUUGUGGUGUUUGGAAUCUCUGGAGUGUUAGCAGGAAUUCUUGCUUUGCUUCUACCAGAAACGCUGAAUAAACCGGUUCCAGAGAAGAUCUCUGACCUUUAUGGCAUGGUACACCACAAAGAUGGAGAAACAGCUGUUUCCCAUCAGCUGCAGGCAAGUGUUGUGAAUCAUGCAGGAAACAUCAGUAGUGAGAGUGAGAAAGAUUUUGAUUCCGAUGAAGAAACAGCAUUGAUUCAAUAACGUGAAGGAUAUUCUACAAUGUAAUGAGAAUGCAAAAGCUGUAAGCAGCACUUUACUUUUACAGUUUACUGGUGUUCAUAUACACCCAUCUAUUUAUUGAAAUGUUUCGUGGUAGUUGGGAUAUUAUUGUGUUCACAAUGUUUACAGGAUAUGGCCAAGCAAUAUUGUAUCUAUAGGUGAAUUUGGCAGCAGGACCUGGCUUGUAUUAGUGUUGUCAUUCUAUAAACAGGCAUUUUUACAUUUAUUGAUAUCCAGCUUCUUCUGCAUUCCAACUUACUAGGGCUUACUGUAUAUCUGACCCAGAAGGUAGUUGGUUCUACUACAAAUUCAAGUCUUGAGUUCAUAAGCAGAAUUAGCCUGUGAAGGAGCAGUUGUGUGCAGGAAAAAGCCUUUUCUAGCUUUCUGGUGUCAGAUUUUAAAAAGCAGCAGUGGGAAACAAGUAAGGUGACCUUCCAAUAAAAGUCCUCUACAUUAGAGCUAUCGUGCUGUUCUGUCUCAUAGGUUGCUGUACUUUAAAGUAGUACAUUUCUAAGUGGAAAUACUUAAUGACUGAAAUGCUAUACAAGAUUUUAAUUAAACUUUUUAUUUCUAUUUUGAGAAGUUAUCCAAGCUGAUUGCUGGAAAGUAAAAACUGGAGUAUUUUGUAUAUUUUUUUGCUGGAAAUGUAUACUUAGCCAUUUUACUUAUUUUAUGAAGAUAAUGAUGGCUUUUCAGCAUGGGGGGGGAACAGAUCUGGUACUGAAAAUGGAACAUAUUCUACUUCUGUCAUCUACUCAAGAAUACAGAAAUGUUGGUAGUCAUGGUAUGGUUCUCCAAUGCCCCAAGCAAUAAUUCCCCACCCCCACAGUAUUCUAAAUGCUAUUUAUAAUUUAAUCUCAUGCCAAAUCAUACUGGAUUGUUAGUGCCACAGGUUCAAGUCUACUAAAGAAUUGGUUAAGAUCACCCAGACUAGUUUCAUGAAAUGAGUGACGCUGGUAAUAGGAAACAUCUGUUUACCAGGGUCCCACUAUUGAAAGGAGAAAUUUUCUGAACUUGAAACAGCACAUUGAUUUUUAAAAGCUGAAAAAGUAUUUAAAAUUGAAUUCUGAAUUAUUGACCUUAAUGUUUUUAGACUUCAGGUACACUAAAGGCAAUAAUUCCCUGACUUCAUUUCCAAAGGAGAAUAUUUUUUAAAAUGUUGUCCAAUUUCAAGAAGCUGUUUUUAUAUAGGCUAAGAAGAUUUUUAUCUUGUAAGUACAAUAUUGAUUGAAAUAGGAUGAAAUGUAGUCAAUUUCCUUACUGACUGAGAAAUGAUUAAUGACAUAGUUUAAAACUUCUAGAUUCACAGCAAUCAUGGUCUUGCAAGGUGCCCCAAAACCAAAACAACUUAAAUAAAAAAAAAUACAGAUUAUUUGCAUUUUAAUUGUUUUUGUAUUUUCUGGGAAAAAUGCUCCAAAAUCGCAUCUUCAGUUGCUAGUGCCAACGUUCAACAAAUAAUAAAGCAUUGCAAUUAUAACAAUGACAAAAAUUCUCGCCAAACAUUAGUUUUAUCAUUCGUCCCUUGAAAAAAGAAAAAUCAUUGAAACGAACGUGGUGCACUUGGACUAGCAAGCAAAAAUGUUCAUUUCUAUUGUAAUGAGCAUUCCCUCCCUCUGCCAAUGACACUCUUGUAAUCCUGCGCACUGCUCGGAUGGACCUACCUACAUGGUAGACUUAACCCUUUCUGAUUCUGCUGAUCUGGUCAAAAAUGGUUUUAUUCUCUUUUCAUUUACAAAGGUUUAGUUUGAAUCAGUAAAUUCAAUAUUUUUUUGGCGAUGAUGGAUGAAAUCCCCUAACAACAAGAAGCUGAAUUCCUAAUACAAGUAUCAAACUGCCUGGUACUUUUUUCCCUUGUAGUGUUUGUAUUAUGUGUACUGUUUACAUUUAGUGUAGGCAUCCUGUAACAUUUAAUAAAUUGUUAUUGUAUUCUGAAAUUUGAACUAUGUGGUUAUAAAGUUUUGUAACUUUUGUGUACUGUCUCUGUUUUAUUGGUAAUCCAGAUCUUUGAAAUAAACAUUGUGUAGUAUGAA
Hypanus sabinus (Atlantic stingray) is the source of this 5069-nucleotide messenger RNA. RefSeq names its product solute carrier family 22 member 15-like. Gene Ontology annotation, cellular component: membrane. The record is from RefSeq and is a predicted model, not a curated record. Gene Ontology annotation, biological process: transmembrane transport. The transcript is spliced from 12 exons. Bases 1459 to 3021 code for a protein of 520 amino acids. NCBI's taxonomy places the organism in Eukaryota, Metazoa, Chordata, Chondrichthyes, Myliobatiformes, Dasyatidae. Gene Ontology annotation, molecular function: transmembrane transporter activity.